AUGAUUUAUUUACUUCUUCAGCUUCAAUCUCUGUAUCUUGUUUAUUCUCUAUUUGAUUCACAUGAGCUUUCUUUUUUUUUUAGUCCUUUGUCGCUGCAGUAUUAUCUGAUUCUUCUUCGCUGCAUCUAUGAUUUAUUUGAAUUCAUUAUGUCCUUUGUCGCUGCAGUUCUCUAUUUGAUUGCAUUGAAUUUCUUCUUUUCUUUUUUUCGUGAAUUUGUUCUUUUUGUCGUUGUCGCUGUAGUUGCAAUUUUUAUUUGCACUUCUUCAAUAUUCUUAUGCGUUUGCUUUCUUUUUCCGUCCUUUGUCGCUACUAUUAUUAUUAUUAUUAUUAUUAUUAUUAGCGUCUUUCUUCGCCACCGCCUUCUUGGCUACCUUCGUCUUUCCUUUCUACAUCUCCUUUCUCUUCUCACUCAUUAUUAUUAUUAUUAUUAUCGCCAUUUUUCUCGUCGUCUUUUUGGCUACGUUUUUCUUCUCCUUCUACAUCUCCUUUUUCUUCUCACAAUUAUUAUUAUUAUUAUUAAUGUCCUUCUUCGCCGUCUUCUUCUUUGCUGCCUUCGUCUUCUCCAUCUACGACAUAUUGCCUCCUUUAUUCAUUUCUUCUCAAAUUUCUGCCUCGGACUAUUGCUUUGUUCGUCACUUUUUUCUUUCAGAAAAUCUUGUCGUCUUCUUGACAUUGUUCAAUUCCCUCGUCUUUUUCUUUCGCCUAUAAUUUCUUUCCUUUUUUUUUAUUCAGUCGCCAUUUUUUUCCCCCCUCUUAUUCUUCUACUAAAUCUCUUCCCUUUCUCUUUCCUCUAUUGCUUCACGCCUACCUUUUCUACCACUCCUUUACGUCUUUCGUUUUCUCCCUAUUUCUACUCCUCUAAUUCUUUUACUACUACUACCACUACUCUCCUUUCUCCUCUUCCUACUGUCUCUUUUCUCUUCCUUUUUCUUUUUCAUCUUCUGCUACCUCUUCUCCUCCUUCUUCUACUGCCCCUGCUCCUCUAUCUUCGUACUCGUUUACUACUGUGCGAACUGCUGCUCUUCCUACUCCUUCCUCUCGUUUUCUUCCUCCUUCUUACUGCACUCCACUUCCCUCUCCUUUUUCACCUCCUCCUUCUUCUAUACCAUGUUUUUUUUUUAUUCUGGUGCUGCUCCUCUUCUUCCUCCUACUCUUUCAGUUCUUUAAGCUCUUCCUUGUUCUCUUUGCCAUCCGCUUCUCCAUUUUCACCUUUUCAUAUUUCUUCUUCAUGUAUUUUAUUCACUCUUUUCUACGUUCUUUUUAUUUAUUUAUUUAUUUUUUCUUGGUUUUCGUUUAUUUACUCUAAUAUUUGUCUUCACUUUCUUCUUUUGUUUCGUCUCAUGCUUUUCUACUUCUUCCUCUUUUCUCUUCUCUUCUAUCUUUACCUCCUUCUCCUUUUUCCCUCCCCUGUCUUUUCUUUUCUUCCUAUUUCUCGUAUCUAUUCUUCUUCUUCUUCUUCUUCUUCUUCUUCUUCUUCUUCUUCUUCUUCUUCUUCUUCUUCUUCUUCUUCUUCUUCACCUCCUUCUAUUUUCGUUUCGUUUCUUUUUCUGCCCGUCUCCUCCUCUUCUGGAACUCUUUCCUUUUUAAUCCGACCUGAUUUUUUGUUCUUUCCUCCUCCUCCACUCCUCCUCCUCCUCAUCAUCAUCAUCCUCAUCCUCCUCCUUUUCUUCUUCUUCUUCUUCACCUCCUCUUCCUCCUCCUCCUUCUUCUUCUUCACCUCCUCCUCCUCCUCCUCCACGUUCUUCUUCUUCUUCACCUCAUUCUAG
Molecule: messenger RNA, 1767 nt
Organism: Acanthosepion pharaonis
Lineage: Eukaryota; Metazoa; Mollusca; Cephalopoda; Sepiida; Sepiidae
Source: the annotation of a GenBank genome assembly